AGGUAGAUAAAGAAGGCUGCAUCCGAUAGUUCUUUCCAUGAGCAUCAGUCUGAGUUACCCAUCUCUCCCAUUCGCUGCGUUCAUCAUUAUGCCUGAAUGCUGUUCUGGGAACAGACAGAGCUCGUCCUUCUGUGGGUAAAACCAACUGAUCCUGGAACAGCCCGUCAUGCAAAUCCUGGCGCGUUCCAGCGCUCUGAUUGGUCAAACGCGCGUCACGAGACGCAGCACAGUUGAACUCCUGCACUGCUGAUCUCGUGCUGCUGUCUGUGCUCCGGAGAAAAUGAGUGAGUCUUUAGUUGUGUGUGAGGUGGAUGAAGAUCUGGUGAAAAAGUUGAGGGAUUUCCGCUUCAGGAAGGAAACCAACAAUGCUGCCAUCAUCAUGAAGAUUGAUAAAGACAAACAGCUGGUGAUUCUGGAGGAAGAGCAUGAGGAUAUUUCCCCUGAAGACCUGAAGAAUGAGCUACCCGAAAGACAGCCCAGAUUUGUAGUCUACAGCUAUAAAUACCAGCACGAUGAUGGGAGAGUGUCUUACCCCCUGUGUUUUAUCUUCUCCAGUCCUGUUGGAUGCAAACCUGAGCAACAGAUGAUGUAUGCUGGCAGCAAAAACAAACUUGUGCAGACGGUUGAGCUGACCAAGGUGUUUGAGAUCAGAAACACUGAAGAUCUGACUGAGGAAUGGCUCAGAGAGAAACUGGGCUUCUUCCGCUAAGAAUGGUCCAAACAAGCUAAUGCAGAUGUUUAAAAAGUAACCGAGAUGGGACCAUCACCUCCAAAAGGAGAGAAUACCAUAGUCCAUCAGAUUAUGUCUGUUUGUGUAUGUUUGAAUGCCUCUGCCCAAAUGCUAAACCUGCCUGUGCCAGAAAUUUGAGGUGCAAAGGAAAAGAAAAUUUGAAUGCAAUUUCAAAACUACUAUUAACUAUUCCUUGGAUUUUUAGAACCAUUCCAAUCUCAUCCCUGAGCAGUAAAAUAUUUAGAACCCUGCACAGGUGGCCAGUUCCUACUGUCUCGAGUUGGCUGUUAUGCUUCUGAUUUUAGGACAUCUCAAGCUAGCAUUUAUGAUAGUUGACAUAAGAGAUUGAAACAUUUUUAAAUGCUAUAAUCUAUAAUAAUGUUUAUGCCAGUUUUGAUGUAAAAUCAUGUGAAGUCCUGCUUUUACAAUUGCCAAGCAUUUUCUGUGUUUUUUUUUUGUUUUGUUUUUUUAUACGCAUUGAGUUGUCACUGGGAGGUAAAGGGGUUGGGAGUUCACUGAUAUUUUUGGAAGAUAGUGUUUGGUGAUGGUUUCCAGCCUUUUGUCUUGAGUGUCAUAAAAUCAUUCUAGUUUGCCUUUUCAAAUCUGUGCUUGCGGCUAGAUGAAAAAUUUGCUAAAGUUCUAGAAUCUUUCUCCUUUGGUUAAUUGGAUGAGGGUUCUGGGUUCUCCUUUUUCCUGAUUCACUGUCUUUGGAUGUCUUAGCCAGAGACCAGAGAACUCCACUGUCCCACCUCUCUGGAAUGUGUAGGUUUAGUUGUACAGCUUUUCAAAGUCCAAUUAAAAGCUGGAAUGAAGCUACUUUCACUAUAUACUUGAGUCCUUGCAAGUAUUGCUAUUUCCAUAUUUCUGUUAAAACAAUCUUUCUAUUGGCUAAAUUUGAACACUAUAAAUUGCUUAAAUGUUUACAGCUUCAAAGUGUAAUAUGAAACUAUGAACAGUUUGGGAAGUGAUGUUGUGGUUUUUAUAAGUAAUACCUCUGCAGAUCUCACAUUUUUCAGAAUCUGUGAGUUCUAAAGUGGGUCAGGCUCACUUGUGCAUCGUCUGUAGAACCUGUAACACCUGUGAUUAGUGCUGUUUCCUAUUAAACACUGAUUUCUCACUUUGGUGGUUUAUAAGAUGUGGACAUCACAUGAUAUGCCCCAUACAGUAGUGAACUGUGUAUGUGUUUAACAUCAGUUUUUCUCCACUAUGAGCUGUUCUAAUUUUUUAAUGACUGAAUUAGAUGCUUUUGUUUGCCCUGAAUGUUUAUAACUCAAGUUCUCAUUAUGUCUCAAAUAUGUCUGCUGUUCAUUUUGAAUAAUUAAAUGGAAAGAUUUUUUUCCUUUUAAAA
Myxocyprinus asiaticus (Chinese sucker) is the source of this 2078-nucleotide messenger RNA. Its product is annotated as glia maturation factor beta-like. The record is from RefSeq and is a predicted model, not a curated record. The transcript has 7 exons. Gene Ontology annotation, molecular function: actin binding; Arp2/3 complex binding. Lineage: Eukaryota; Metazoa; Chordata; Actinopteri; Cypriniformes; Catostomidae. Gene Ontology annotation, cellular component: actin cortical patch. Bases 281 to 709 code for a protein of 142 amino acids. Gene Ontology annotation, biological process: negative regulation of Arp2/3 complex-mediated actin nucleation; actin filament debranching.